AGGACAUUUCGCGCAAAAAAGCCUAAAAAAUUCAAAACCCGAGUUUGCAAUCGGAUACAAUGCUCUGACUAGCUAGCUGCUUUCCAAUUGGUACGGCGAAUCAAGGAUAUUCCAAGCCUCAGAAUGCACACAAUCUGUUCGAUGAUUUGUUUCAAAGAGCCCUCAGAUUCAUAUCCCCUUUUAAUUGCUCCUUCUCUGUUUGUAUUUAACUAAAUCUUUGAGUGGGUUCAAUUAACAGCAUUCGCAGUCCUUAUUUUGUGACUUACUAUCAUUUGUACUCCCUGCUUUACCAUAAUUAAUAAAUUUCAAUCCUCCUGAGUGACAAUUUGUUUGAAGUUUGAAGAAGAUGCUUAUAAAACGUCUCUUCUCAUCGUCAUCGUCCGCUUCCCCGAAUUUGUUUAAAAUAGGAAGCAUUUUGAAGCAAGCUAGGACAUUUACAGAUGCUGAUGUUGUUGAUUAUUCUAAGUUGACACGGGAUGCUAAUCCAUUGCAUUUUGAUGCUGAAUGUGCCAAGAAUGCUGGUUUUGAUGACUGCCUUGUUCAUGGGAUGCUUGUUGCUUCCUUAUUUCCCAGGAUUAUUGCUGCCCAUUUUCCAGGAGCUAUAUAUGUCUCACAAACCUUGCAAUUCAAGUUGCCUGUUUAUAUAGGAGAUGAGAUCAUCGCUGAGGUACAAGCAAUAAGCAUAAGACAAAUAAAAAACAAGUACAUCACAAAACUGUCAACAAAAUGUAUCAAACGUGACGGUCCUCUGGUAAUCGAUGGUGAAGCAACAGCAGUUUUACUAUCUCUGGUCAUGGAACCACCUCACUUGUCAAGUACUUCCAGCUAAUCAGUAACACCUUAGCUCGUCAGCAAAAGUAUCCUGAAGGUGCACGAGCAUCUCUUAAGAAAUACAAAGGGAAUAUCCCUGAGUUAAUUGCAAUCCUGGAUCAUUUGCAUCUAUAAGUUGCACAGCAUACAUGAGAUGGUAGUGUUUGAUGUCAUUCAGUUCAGAGCAUUUAGGUUAAGUUAGUAGUAGUUAGCAACUGCUGAUACACAUUAAAGUUACAUUUGAUUGCUGUACUUGGUGCCAAACUUUGUCCUUGGACUAGCACUUGUCAUUUGAGUGUGACAGCGUUUGAGCUGUAAAACCUAUGGAGUAUUAAAUUUUGAUUCCUUCCUGCUGAA
This is a messenger RNA of Lycium ferocissimum, 1167 nucleotides long. RefSeq names its product 3-hydroxyacyl-[acyl-carrier-protein] dehydratase FERN, mitochondrial. The record is from RefSeq and is a predicted model, not a curated record. The transcript has 3 exons. NCBI's taxonomy places the organism in Eukaryota, Viridiplantae, Streptophyta, Magnoliopsida, Solanales, Solanaceae. The coding region runs from base 347 to 829 and encodes 160 amino acids.